Molecule: messenger RNA, 2145 nt
Organism: Lachnellula hyalina
Lineage: Eukaryota; Fungi; Ascomycota; Leotiomycetes; Helotiales; Lachnaceae
Gene: AVL9
Product: Late secretory pathway protein
Exons: 5
Coding region: 1-2145 (714 amino acids)
Cellular component (GO): cytoplasm
Source: RefSeq, a predicted model, not a curated record
AUGGAGAAUAAGGAGGCAGAGCUUACCCCCGGGGGCAAUGGCUUUAUACCUCUCGUUACAGUUGUCGGAUUUCACCAUGCUAGAGGCCCAGAGGUAGAAGACUGGUUCGGAGCUGAGGAGGGAGUAGAUCCAGCUGCCGACUAUGAUUGGCCUUUGCUGCCGUUCAUGGCAUUGAGUGAUGGAGCGCAUGCGUCGUCUGAAGAUUUCUCCUAUUUCACCCUCCUUCGCCCCGCGCGCGGCUCCUUACCUGCAACUUCCCUCUUCGGCAUCUCGUGUACGCGACAGAUGGACGCUUCUCUCCUCCUCAAUAGACCCGCAGAUGUUACACGAUCCACGGUCCAAAAGGCAGUUGUGGUGAUAGCUGACUCGCCUCAAUUCUUUGGCAUGUUGAGGGAACGGUUGAGCGUGGUGACAAGUGCUUGGUUCGCCCAGAAGGAGUUUACGGAUACGGAAAUUCUGAAGAGGUUCCAGGAGAGCUUGAAAGAUGAGAAAGAAAGGGGCGUUGGGCUUGCUGAAGAAGAUAGGGAGGAAUAUUUGGGGAUGAGCUUGCGCGAGUUGGUGAGAGAAUUCAAGUGGCAGACAUUGGUGCUGUUUAAAUGUUGCUUGUUGCAGCCAAAGAUGCUCUUCUUUGGAUCCAGGUGUGAGAGGUUGUGCAUGAUGCAAUUCUCACUCAUAUCUUUGAUCCCAGGCCUCAUAAGAAACCUUCAGGACUGUGCAGAUCCCGAAAUGGAUAAUUACGAGAAGAAUUUGGUCAAAGCGACGAGUGUGAAACUGAGCGAUAGGAGUUCGUUACUAGCCUAUAUGGGUUUACCUUUACAAAUAUUUGGAAAGGGAAGUCUUUUUGGGCCUUAUACCCCUUUGCAACAACUCGAUAUGCUAGCAGACUACGGGACAAAGACAUACAUCGUAGGCUCUACAAACUCUCUUCUCCUGCAACAGAAAGAUCGUUAUAGCGAUAUUCUCGUCAACCUCGAUGAAAAUACAAUCAACAUCACUUCUGCGUCCUUGCGACAAGCGCUCACUCUCUCAGCUGCUGAUCGCCGCUGGAUGGACUUCCUGACACAAUCUGUGAACGACACUUGGGAUGAAACAAAUCCGGGCCGGCCAAAUACCAUGGGAUACGUCGGCUCAGAAGAAUUCAUUCGUCUACAAUUUGAAGAAUACCUUCUAUCACUAAUAGCCUCGGUAAAAUGUCACAAUUACCUAAACCACCACGCACACAACCCGAAAGUCACCCUGCCCCAAGUAGAAGGUGACCCCUCUCAAGAUUUUGGCGUUGACUGGAUCGAAGCCUGGACUCGGAGUGAAAAUUAUCGCAUCUGGGAACGGCAUACGGACUCAAAUCUCUUCGAUAUCGUCCCUCCUAAGCAUCCAUGCGCAGGUGGUCUUACAAUCGAUGAUGUGCAGCGCCGGAUUGCGGAGCAAGUCAAGGAAUUCCACCUCGAUGAGCGAUUUGCUGUUGGCAAGGAAGCUCUAGGUAGGAAUCUAGCUGCAGGGAGAGAGAAAGCAAACACGGUUUUCAACAGGUUAUACGCAGACAUGGAAGCUCUGAAAGAAAGCCAGAGGAAGAAACACGAAGAGGCCAGACGAGAAGCAGAGAGAAAUGGAACCACCCCUCCGCCCCAAGGUUUCCAAGCCCCGGAUCUCAACGGUGCCAAACAGACGGUUCAGAGCGUCGGCUCUAAAGCCGGUGCGUAUAUCGGUAGCUGGGGCACGUGGGUGGGCGAGAAGCGGAAGUCGGGAUGGGGGAGAAAUAGCACUUCGUCGGGGAUGCAAAAGGGGAAAGAGGACUGGAUAUCACGUCCACGCCCGACGUCUUACAGAAAUGAGAAAUCGGCGGCAUUGAUUAGCCCUGUGGACAAUCGGCCAAAUACACAGGACAGUUUUGAGGAGAGCAUCUUUGAUGCGGAUUCGAACCAUCAUACGCCUAGUCACAGCGUGGAGAUUAAAAAGGAGGAUCUGGUGUCUAUCCCGCAUCACUCCAAGUUUCAUGAGGAAGAUAUGGAUGAUGAGCCGGUCGUAGCGCCGUCUGAAGAGGCCAAGAAAUGGGCCGAGACAAUUCCGAAGAAAUACGAUGCAGCAGAUCGAUCUAGUGCGGUUGCAGAAGCAGUGGAAGAUGCCACCGCGACACCUAUAUCGCCAUGA